AUGCCUGCUCCAGUCUACCCAAAACCCCUUCUAGAGCCCUACCCAAUCCCCUCACCAACUCAAGCCCCCCUCGACUGGGCCCCGCUCGCCAUCAUCGACCUCUCCAAAUUCGAGGAACCCAACGGUAAACAGGACCUCGCAGUUGAACUCAAAGAUGCGGUGAAACGCUGGGGUUUUUGGACCGUAGUGGGUGCAGGCUUCACCCAAGAGGAGCUGGACCGCCAGCUUGCUAUUGGGAACACGUUUUUCAAGCUCCCGCUUGAGGAGAAGAGGAAGUUCGCUUGUGAUUUCUCGGUUGGGAACUACUUUGGGUACAGAGAGCCAACGCGGUUCGUCAGUCGUACGGAUGUUAAAGAGAAUAUGGAAAUGCUGAACGUGCCCAAGUUCACACCAGACUAUGCUAGCAUCCCUCAGCACCAGCUCGUCAAAGCUUAUCACGACGAGAUUGCCCAGUUCCAUCGGAGAGUGUGGGACGAUGUCAUCCGGAAACUGUUUGUCCUGUUCACGAUAAUAUUGGAGCUGCCAGAGAACUACUUUGUCGAUCGUCAUGGUUAUGAGGCGCCAUCAGAAGAUCAUCUCCGCUAUAUGAUUUACCAUCCUCGGACAGUUGAAGAUGAUAAAAAGAUCUCAGACCAGUGGACUGCUGGCCAUACAGACUUUGGCUCUCUUACCCUUCUCUUCUCGCAGCCCGUUGCAGCUGGAAAAUGGGUCAAGUACGUCCCAGGAGGCAUUACCUGCAAUGCUGCCGACACGUUAUCAUUCCUAACCAAGGGAUACAUAAAGAGUACCAUCCACCGCGUCGUCCGUCCACCUCCCGACCCAUCGCACCUCGAACGUCUCGGGCUCUUCUACUUUGCGCGACCGGGUAAUGACGUACCGAUGGUUCCCGCUCCGAGUCCUGUGCUCUUCCGCGAAGGGUUGGUGACUGAAGAUGAAACGAAGGUUACUGAGGACUCAGUCAGUGGGUAUGAGUAUGUCCGUGCAAGGGUGAAGAAUGUCCAUGACCGGAAGGCGACACGUAUCGCUGAGAAUGACCCGGAUGCGGUGUUCCAGGUUAAGAACCUGACAGUGCAAGAUUACUAUGUCUGA
Molecule: messenger RNA, 1089 nt
Organism: Desarmillaria tabescens
Lineage: Eukaryota; Fungi; Basidiomycota; Agaricomycetes; Agaricales; Physalacriaceae
Product: gibberellin 2-oxidase
Exons: 9
Coding region: 1-1089 (362 amino acids)
Molecular function (GO): 2-oxoglutarate-dependent dioxygenase activity
Source: RefSeq, a predicted model, not a curated record